GGUCCAUUCCAUUUUGUCUGUGGUUUAAUUCUCCUUGCUUGCGUUAGCACUAGGAGGAAGAAACUUCGAUCCUGGCGUUACUAGGAUAAUUUUCCAGGUUGAUUUGCUACAGUACAAAAGUACUGUAACGACUUGGCGCGGACAAGGACUGCUGGAGGGGACGAAAAUGAUGCAUCAGCAAUCCAUGAUGGUUGGAGAUAUGAUACCCGUACAUUCUGAAAUACCCGUGCAUACUGAAGAAAUGAAUAACGUUGGGUACGACAACAGUAACUCGUCGUACGCUUAUGAUGACCUGUUUCCGGCUUUGCCGCAUUCGCAGCCACCUGUUCAGCGUAACAUUCAACAAGUAACUAAUAAACUGCGUGUCGGCUCUUCGCUUCAUACUCAGGUUUUCCAUGUGCCAUACGAAGAAAGAAAACUCGACAAUGCUAAUACUUUUGGUGAAGGUGAAUCUUUGAGAACUUGUCAGUCAAUAACUAAGGAUACAGGAGCUCAUAUUGAAAUAUCUACAAGCAAAGACGGAAGUUUAACUUUUUUGAUUACUGGAAAGCAUAGUGCUGUUCUUGAUGCAAGGCGACUUAUUUUGACUCAUUUUCAACAGCAGGCAAGCAAGCAAAUUACGAUCCCAAAGGAACACCACCGUUGGAUUUUGGGUAAACAAGGCCAAAAACUAAAGGAGCUCGAAAAGGUUACUGCCACAAAGAUUAGUGUACCUGGCAUAGCUGACAAUAGUGAAAUUAUUACGAUUACUGGUACCAAGGAAGGCAUUGAAAAGGCUGAACAUGAAAUUCGGAUUUGCUCCGAAGAACAGUCGCGGAAAGCUUUCGAGCGUGUCACUGUGCCUAAGAUCUACCACCCGUUCAUCCUCGGCCCGUUCGGUGAGCGCGCGGCCGCUCUCAGCGCGGAGACCGGCGCUCGCAUACACAUUCCACCGACGUCUACACAGAGCGAUGAUAUCGUUAUUGCCGGAGAAAAGAAUGGAGUUUUAGCUGCUAAAGCUCAAAUCGAACAGAUUUACGAGGAAAUGGCGAAAAAAUGCUCGACUGUCCGUGUCGAAGUACCGAAAUCUCAACAUAAGUACGUUAUUGGAGCUCGAGGAAAUACCAUUCAGGAAAUAUUGAAAGAAACUGGAGUCUCAGUCGAAAUGCCGCCACCAGACUCGCCAACUGGCACUAUUACUCUUCAUGGUCCACAUAAUAAAAUUGGUCUUGCUCUGUCCAAGGUUUGUGAAAAAGCUAACUCUGUUAAAACGGCUACUGUUGAUGCUCCAACAUGGAUCCAUAAGUACAUUAUUGGGAAAAAUGGCUCUAAUAUUAAGAAGAUCACCCAAGAAUUUUCAAAGGUACAUGUUGAUAUAACACAUUCUGAAGAUAAAGUUAAAAUAGAUGGACCACCAGAAGAAGUAGAACGUGCUCAAGUGGAGUUGGACAGUUUUGUUAAGAAUUUGCUGGCAACACUUACAUACGUUGAGUUAACCGUUGAUCCUAAAUUCUUUAAACAUAUUAUUGGCAAAAACGGUUCCAAUAUUAACAGACUGAAGGAUGAGACUGGUGUAGUGAUAAAUAUUAUUGAUAAUGAAGGAAAUAAUGUCAUUCGUAUUGAAGGCAGUCACCAAGGUGUUGCUGAUGCAGAGAGAGAAUUAAGGGAAAUGGUUAUGAAGCUUGAAAACGAAAGAACUAAAGAAGUAUUUGUCGACCAUAGGUAUAUAAAAUCAUUAAUAGGAGUAAGAGGGGAUAAAAUUAAAGAAAUUCGUGAAAAGUUUGAUCGCGUACUGAUAACACUACCUGACCAAGGUCAAAAAAGAAGCCCAAUCAAACUAAGAGGUCCUCAGGAAGAUAUUGAAAAGUGUGAAAAAUACCUGCACAAGUUAAUGAAAGAGAUUGCUGAGUCAUCCUAUGUCCAAGAAGUGCCUAUUUUCAAACAAUUUCAUAAGUUUAUUAUUGGUAAAGGUGGUGCUAAUUUAAGAAAGAUUAGAGAUGAAACUCAAACAGCUAUCGACCUUCCAGCAGAAGGAGAUGAUAGUGAUGUCAUUACUGUACGGGGUAAAAGGGAAAAUGUGGAGGAAGCUGUUAGAAGAAUACAGCAAAUUCACAACGAAAAAGCGAAUAUUGUGACUGAGGAAGUCACGAUUGCGCCUAAGUACUAUAAUUCCCUAAUUGGGGCAGGUGGGAAACUGAUUCAUUCCAUUAUGGAGGAGUGUGGUGGUGUACUUAUUAAGUUUCCUCCAGCUGAUAGCGAAAGUGAUAAGGUUUUGAUUAAGGGACCCGUAGAAGAUGUGGAAAAAGCCAAGCAGCAGUUGUUGGCGCACGCAAGUGAACGCGAGCUAACUUCGCACACUGCACACGUGCGUGCUAAACCAGAGCAUCACAAGUUCCUUAUAGGGAAGAAUGGUGCUAAUAUUAAAAAGAUUCGAGAGCAGACCGGCGCUCGUAUUGUGUUCCCAACAGAAAAAGAUGAAGAUAAAGAAGCUAUUUUCAUUAUUGGACGCGAGGAACAAGUAGAAGCUGCCCGUAAACAGCUCGAAGCGGCCGUGGCGGAAAUCAGCAACGUUUCCGAAGGCGAGAUGUCAGUGGACCCUCGCCAUCAUCGUCACUUCGUGGCGCGUCGCGGCGAGGUUCUACGACGUAUCGCGGAAGAUUGCGGCGGCGUGCAGAUAUCCUUCCCGCGCCAGGGCGUUAGCAGCGACCGCGUCGUACUCAAGGGGCCCAAAGAGUGCAUUGAAGCGGCUAAGGCGCGCAUCAAUGAAAUCAUCGAAGACUUGGAAGCAAAGGUUACCAUUGAGUGUGUUAUUCCGCAAAGACAUCACCGUACAGUAAUGGGAGCACGCGGUGCCAAAGUUAAAGACAUCACAGCAGAAUUCGAUGUACAAAUCAAGUUUCCAGAGCGCGAUCCUACAGAAGGGGCUGAUAUUCCUAUCAAAAAUGAAGAAAAUUCCGAACCUGGCGUGAAUGAUAUUAUCAGAAUAACAGGUCGCCCAGAAAACUGUGAAGCAGCUAAAAAAGCUCUCCUCGAUCAGGUGCCAAUUACAAUUGAUGUUGAAGUACCAAAUGAACUACAUAGACUACUUGCGGGCCAAAAGAGAAGAGAAUUGAUGCAAACCUAUGAUGUACAUAUUUUAAUGCCUCCCAAUGAGGAAAACAGUGAUAUUGUAAAGGUAACUGGAACACCAACUAACGUUGAAAAAGCGAAACUAGCAAUUGCUGACAAAAUAGUAGAAAUGGAGAAAGAAAAAGAAGAUAGACUCUUGAGGUCAUUCGAAUUAAAAUUCAAAGUAGAUCCUGAAUAUCAUCCUUUGGUUAUUGGUAAAGGUGGUUCCGUGAUUACAAAAAUUCGCACUGAUUAUGGAGUACAAAUCAACUUACCAAAACGAGGUGAACCAGAUGAUGACAUUAUUACCAUACAGGGAUAUGAAGAUAAAGCUUUGCAAGCUAAAGAAGCAAUUAUGGCCAUUGUACACCAACUUGAUAACCAAUAUCGUGAUGAAGUGGAAAUUGAUCCCCGAGUGCACAGAAGGCUUAUUGGUCUGCGGGGCAAGAACAUCCGUCGUAUUAUGGAUGAGUAUAAAGUUGACAUUAGGUUUCCUAAACAAGGCGACGACAGCAUUGUCGUGAUAACUGGCGACGAGGACAAUGUUCUGGACGCCAAGGAUCGUCUUUUAAAUCUAGCUGAAGAAUAUUUGCAAGACGUAGUAGAUCGGUACCAGAGACCGGCGGCGCCUUCUCUGGCCGAUUUCGGGGAUGUGUUGACAGCUAGUGAGAGUGCGACCGGCGGCGCGCAGCCGCCGUCCACCGGCUUCGUGGUGAAGGGCGGGCCGUGGGAGCAGCGCGCGCCCGACACAGCGUCGACACACGAGUUCCCAACCAUGCCCGGAGCGCCGCGCGCCGCCGCCCCCAGCGCCGCGCCGGCCGCCGCCUGGGGCCCGCGCCGCUAAGUCUUCCGACUGCGCCCCCCGACCCACUUUUAUAUAAUUAAGUACAAUGAGAUGCCGAUUAUGGCCACCGGUAGUGCGAGCGGUCGUAAAUCGACUUGGCCCUUUUAAAAUGAAGUAGCUUCUAAUGACACACCGAUCAUAGCCGCCGGUAGUGAAGUGUCGAUCGACUCGGCUCCUUUUGACGUACGGUUGUUCGUGUGUUUGUACUUAUGCAUCUUUGAUUUAUUUGACGUGUCAGUCAUCUGAGCGACACGCGUUCUAAUCAUGAUGUGCUGUGCACUGAAUUAAAAGUAAUGACAUUUUUGAUGCAGAGAUGUAUUAUUUUGCAUUUAGAAGAUAUGUAUAUUUAACUUGCUUGUGUGUGCAUAAAAAUGCACUUGUCUAUACCUCUAGACGCAACACGUAAUUAUUACACAAAACACACAUAGUUGCGUGGAAUGAUGACUUGUGGCCAUUAUCUUUGUUUGAUUGUGGUGCAUAAUUGCCACCGGUGGCUAGACUCUGUGACUCAUUUGUAUAAAGCCUUAUAAAGAGCAGUAAUUAUUUGCCUGCUAAUCUUAGAACUGAAUGAUAUUUUAACUAAAUAAUAUCAGUUUUUGUUUGAGAACAAUAACGCUAGUUGCUCAUGCAUACAUUUUUAAGUAGAUAUCAAAUCAUCGGGAGGGCUGGCGAUGAUUAUACACACUAUAGAUGUAUAACAUUCACAUAUUAUUGUUAUUGAUGGAUUAAUUUUGCUUAAUCAAUUAUAAUAUACCCUCAAUUUGAUAGACUUGCGAAUAACUAUUUUGUUCAGAGGACCGUUAAGACACAAUAUUUUGUCUAAAUGAUGUAAGUGUUUAACUAUUUCAUUCCUCGUCCAAUUUACAUAAAAAGGGUUUUAAAAUUA
Molecule: messenger RNA, 4817 nt
Organism: Melitaea cinxia (Glanville fritillary)
Lineage: Eukaryota; Metazoa; Arthropoda; Insecta; Lepidoptera; Nymphalidae
Gene: Dp1
Product: vigilin
Exons: 17
Coding region: 167-3931 (1254 amino acids)
Cellular component (GO): nucleus; cytoplasm
Molecular function (GO): mRNA binding
Source: RefSeq, a predicted model, not a curated record